Molecule: messenger RNA, 743 nt
Organism: Neltuma alba
Lineage: Eukaryota; Viridiplantae; Streptophyta; Magnoliopsida; Fabales; Fabaceae
Product: eukaryotic translation initiation factor 4E-1-like
Exons: 5
Coding region: 69-743 (224 amino acids)
Biological process (GO): translational initiation
Cellular component (GO): cytoplasm; eukaryotic translation initiation factor 4F complex
Molecular function (GO): RNA 7-methylguanosine cap binding; translation initiation factor activity
Source: RefSeq, a predicted model, not a curated record
CGAGAGAAAGCGGGGGAAAGAGCGAAACUGCGAGGGCAUUUCAGUUUGUGCUAAGAAAGCGAGAGAAAAUGGCGGUGGAUGAACCCCCAAAGCCUACCGUUACCGGCAAUCAAAUCAAUGACGGCGAUCAGAAUGGGGAGGAGCAAGGAGAGAUCGUUCGAGAUGAUGGCUCCGCGUCUUCCAAGCUACCGACGGCGAUGGUCCGACAGCCUCAUCCGCUUGAGCAUUCUUGGACCUUCUGGUUCGAUAAUCCCUCUGCCAAGUCCAAGCAAGCCGCCUGGGGAAGCUCUAUCCGGCCCGUUUAUACCUUUGCAACUGUGGAGGAGUUUUGGAGUGUAUACAACAACAUACAUCAUCCAAGCAAGUUGGCCGUGGGAGCAGACUUCCACUGUUUUAAAUACAAAAUUGAGCCAAAGUGGGAGGACCCUGUUUGUGCUAAUGGUGGAAAAUGGACUGUUACUUUUCCUAGGGGAAAAUCUGAUACAUGUUGGUUAUAUACGUUGCUGGCAAUGAUUGGAGAACAGUUUGACCAUGGAGAGGAAAUUUGUGGCGCUGUUGUAAAUGUCAGAAAUAGGCAGGAAAAAAUUGCUAUCUGGACUAGAAACGCUUCAAAUGAAGCAGCUCAGAUAAGCAUUGGAAAACAGUGGAAAGAAUUUCUUGAUUACAAUGACCAAAUUGGCUUCAUCUUCCAUGAGGAUGCUAAGAAGCACGACAGAGCUGCUAAAAAUAAAUAUUUCAUAUGA